Molecule: messenger RNA, 2719 nt
Organism: Anguilla anguilla (European eel)
Lineage: Eukaryota; Metazoa; Chordata; Actinopteri; Anguilliformes; Anguillidae
Product: sterile alpha motif domain-containing protein 9-like
Exons: 4
Coding region: 140-2719 (859 amino acids)
Cellular component (GO): cytoplasm
Molecular function (GO): protein binding
Source: RefSeq, a predicted model, not a curated record
CAGAAGGUUACUGUUGGCGUUAUCAAAGCAGUGAAAAAGCCAAAAGUAGCUGAUAGAAGCCACGACUUAAGAAGAAAAUGCCAACAAGAAAGUGAAUGAGUUUGAAUACAGAUUCAACAACUGACUGAUCUGAGACACAAUGAGCCAUUCACCUGAACAACUUCCUUCCAAAAUUGAAGAAUGGAGUAAGGAACAUGUCUUUCAGUGGUUAAAAGAUGACCUCAAGGUUUACUACAGAUAUGCAGAUGCCUUAUAUGAAAAAGGGGUGUCAGGGGCAGAAUUACUUCACUUUGAAAAAAAACACCUUCUGGAACUGGGUAUAAAACAUGGCCCAGCUGUGAAAAUUAUGGGAAAACUGGACGAACGUAAAAGGCAAUCAGAUCAAACAAUACAGUCUCACUCAGAAACACAGAGAAGACAAUCCAGGAAAGAUAUUAGCCCAACUGUGGAUCAAUCAACACCGUCUCAGUCUCUGACAGCUAGAUUCAGUUCAGACAUAAGGACUGUUGAGGACCACGACAUCUCAAGCCAAGAACACAACAGGACAGCAAAAAAUAUAUCUAAGAAGAAGAAGGAGAAGAAGAAAUCACCACCUGACCCUACAAAUACUGGUUCACAGGACAUUGAUGACAAAGAUGAAGAUGAGAAGGAAAAAAUGGCUUCAUUUCAGGAGGCCUGUGAAACAAAGGAAACCGAAUAUCCAGGAACACAGACAGUCCGUAGAAGUUCCAGCUCAGUUUUCCUUGAGCAAAAGGAUGAAGACAUUAUGACAGCUCUGAGAAUUCUGUGUGAAAACGAAUGUGAGAACAUCCAUGAUGAAAGCAGUGAAGAAUUCGAAAAAUUCAGAAUCAAAACUGAGGAAGAAUUUUACCGUGGAAGUAAAGUACAGUUUUGGAACUUCUACUUCUCAGAGAAACCCAAGGCUAAGGCUUUCAUAAAGAGAGACAAAUAUGAAAAACUGAAAUCUAUGAUCCGAACAGUAAGGACUAAAGAUCCCACAUCUCCAUGUGUAAUGCUGAAUCUCUUUCACCACCCUGGUUGUGGAGGAACCACCUUAGCCAUGCAUGUCAUGUGGAACCUGCGAAAAGAAUUCAGAUGUGCAAUAUUGAUGGACAACACCACUGCGAAAAGUGACGUGGCCCUUCAAGUCAAACAUCUGAUGAAGUGUGGGAAGACUGAUGUGUCAUACCAAACACCUGUCCUCUUAUUGGUGGAUGACUCAGAGGAAACAGAAAAUACACUGGAGCUGCAAAACUGUAUACGAAGAACAGUAGAUGAAAAAUCUUCCAGCCCACUUGUCAUCAUCCUGAACUGUGUACGUUCGCAAAAUCCAAAAGAGCGGUACAGAACCAGUAUCAUUGAAAGUAUCUACAUUACGAAUGAACUGUCUAAAAUCGAGCAGGAUCUGUUUGAAGAAAAGCUUCAAGAGUUCAAAGAAAAUCACAAGAAACCUGAAAACUUCUAUAGUUUCAUGAUCAUGAAGACGAACUUCAGCAAUGAAUACACUGAAAGCAUAGUCUCCAACACUCUGAAGAAUCUUGAUGUUAGUAGUAAACAAGCAGCGAUGCUUUCCUUUUUGGCAUUGCUGAAUACAUUUGUAGCGAAUUCAAGCAUUUCUCUGUCUGUCUGUGAGACUUUUCUUGGAAUCAAACACAUGUUGACAUCAAGAGAAACUGUAGAGCAAAGAAUGGAGCCUUAUUCAACCUUGCUAACUCGAUUCAAGCCUGAGGUAGAUGGUACGUACACCGCCAUCCGUAUCCUUCAUCAACGCAUUGCCAUUCAGUGUCUGGAAGAGUUGGGAAAGCAAUACAAAAUAUCCAAAAGUGAAAUUGUCAUUGACUUACUAAAUAAUGACUUGUUCUUCAACACUGAAAUGGGAAAAAACACACUCAUGGACUCGAUCUAUAGCAUGUUGAUCACAAGGCAACUGAAGAAAGAAGGUGGUGAAAAACACACAUUGUUUUCUCCUUUGAUUGAACAAAUCCAAGCUGAAGAGCCACAACAAAUCCAACAUAUCUUUGAAAUAGCAUCUCUAAGGUUUCAGAACUGUGCUGCCAUACCUCAAACUCUGGCAAGACACCUGUACCUCAUAGAGAAAGACUUUACCAAAGCAUAUGUUUCUGCAAAUGAUGCAAAGAAUAUCAAAGAAAAUUCCUACACUGUUGACACAACAGGGCAGGUAUCCAAAAGUGAGCUAAAAUACAAAUUUGAGAAGGCAAAUACACAGGAAAAUGGUAUUACCCCAGAUGAUUUGGAGGUAUACCUUGAUUUGGCUAGCAAGGCUACAAAAGCUUUUCAGAGGGCUCAAGAAUUGGCAAAGACUGAUAUGGUACCAGAAUCUGAAGACCACAUGAAGAGGCAGAGGUCUUAUAAUAUAUCUGGCUACAUGGGAGAGAUUGAUACUGCCAUGAUAGUCUUUGAAAUUAUGUGCAGUCUUCCAUUUUUCAAAGAGAAUGACCAAAUGACAAACAAAUACAUGCAGAGCUUUCUAAAUGGAAGCAUGCCAAUAAGGCACAUUCUCACUGAUGACUAUGAUUCCUACAACCAGUUUUCAGAUGUUCUUGAAAAACAUACACACUUCCUCACCUUUUUAAAAUCAAGACGCUUCCAGAAAGAUGCUGGAAGGAAGAGCUGCCUCCAGCUGCGUAACUCACAGGAGUCACUGAUGCCGCCGGUGAGGGCGGGGCCUGAAGGGCGGAGAGGCCAGGAGCCGGGAUGA